AUGGAUGAUUUGCAAGAUGGUGUUGGAGUAAAUGUAGAGUCAGACAGCUUUACCGCAUCCGCUGCUAUUAUUGGUGAUGCACCUAUUGCAUUGGAGGCGGAUGUUGAGCCUGAAGCUAAUUCCAAGAAUCCGACCACCAUUUCUAAACGUAAAAGGAAGCAUACUUCUGUUGUUUGGAACCAGUUUGAAAGGCUUCCAAUGGGUGCAGAUCAGGAGCUAAAAGCCAAAUGCAAGGAGUGUGGUGUGGUGUAUAUGGCUAAUAGCAAGAAUGGGACUGGAAGCAUGCGACGUCACAUGCAAUCAUGUGUACGUAGAGACACGCGUGACGUGGGCCAACUAUUGAUGUCACAAGACAAAGGGUCUUUAGCGUUGAGUGCAAAAAGGUUUGAUGCUGAACACUUUCGUGAAUUGAUAACAACAGCAAUCAUUUUGCAUGACCUUCCAUUCUCCUUUGUUGAAUAUGAAGCUAUUAGGGCGACUUACCAAUAUUUGCAUCCUAAGAUAACUUUGUUAACUAGAAAUACUUUAAAGGCAGAUGUCCAAAAAAUGUAUUCUCGAGAAAAAGUAGGAAUAAAGUCUAUUUUGGAGUUGAGCCCUGGUAGAAUUUGUUUGACAUCUGAUUUGUGGACUUCCAUAGUUACAGAUGGAUAUUUGUCAUUAACUGCCCAUUUUAUUGAUAAAGAUUGGGUAUUGCAAAAGAGAAUUUUGAAUUUUUACUUCAUGCCAUCACCACAUACUGGUAUUGCAUUGUCUAAAAAGCUUUAUGCAUUAUUGUGUGAGUGGGGAAUUGAACACAAGGUUUUCACUCUUACUUUGGACAAUGCCUCUGCUAAUGAUGUGUCCGUUGAUCUGUUGAAGAAUCAGUUGAUUAAAAAUAAUGCACUUAUUUCUGAUGUGCAAGAGGGGUUGAAAGAUAUUGAUUCAGUGGUUAAAAAGAUUCGUGAGAGUGUGAAAUAUGUAAGAGGGUCCCAAAUUAGAAAGAAGAAGUUUUUAGAGUGUGUAAAUCUUGUGGGUCUUGAUUCUAAGAGAGAAUUGAGUGAUUCUAAUUACAAGAACUGUCCUAAUCCAUAUGAUUGGGAAAAGGCUGAGAAAAUUUGUGAAUUUUUGGAACCCUUUUAUAAUAUCACUUGUGUCUUUUCGGGAUCUAAAUACCCCACUGCAAACUUGUACUUUCCAACUGUGUACACAAGUUAUUUGUCAUUGAAGAAAUCUGAGACAAAUGAAGAUGCAUAUUUGUCUGCUAUGGCAAAAGCAAUGCUUACCAAGUUUGAGAAGUAUUAG
Molecule: messenger RNA, 1281 nt
Organism: Morus notabilis
Lineage: Eukaryota; Viridiplantae; Streptophyta; Magnoliopsida; Rosales; Moraceae
Product: zinc finger BED domain-containing protein RICESLEEPER 2-like
Exons: 3
Coding region: 1-1281 (426 amino acids)
Molecular function (GO): DNA binding
Source: RefSeq, a predicted model, not a curated record